AUGGAGAACUAUGAAAGUCUUGGCACGAUCGGUGAAGGAACAUACGGCGUGGUGCUCAAAUGUCGGCACAAAGUCACAGGUCAAAUCGUCGCUAUCAAAAAGUUUAAGGAGUCUGACGACGAUGAGCUUGUGAAGAAGACUGCUCUUCGAGAGAUUAAAAUUCUUAAACAGCUCAGACACGAAAAUAUUGUGAAUUUACUUGAAUUCUUUCGAUUAAAAGGCAAACUUUAUCUGGUCUUUGAGUUCGUGGAAAAGACGAUUCUUGAAGAGAUUGAACGACAUCCAGACGGAUUGGACCCCUUUACACUCAAAAAGCUCAUGUGGCAACUUGUUCGAGCCAUCACAUUCUGUCAUCAACAUAAUAUAAUCCACCGUGACAUCAAACCGGAGAACUUGCUUGUAUCUCGGAACGGAGUGCUCAAACUUUGUGACUUUGGGUUCGCACGGCCCCUAGCAUCAGUUGGAGCGAAGUACACUGAAUACGUUUCGACAAGAUGGUAUCGUGCCCCGGAACUUUUGGUUGGAGACGUUUCUUAUGGCAAAGCUGUCGACGUUUGGUCUAUUGGUUGUAUGUUUGCAGAAAUUGCCACUGGAUUGCCUCUUUUUCCAGGAGACUCGGAUAUUGAUCAAUUGUCCCAAAUUAUUCGCUGCCUUGGGCACAUUACGUCAAGACAGCAAGACCUCUUUCGGAAGAAUGAACUUUACGUGGGUGUGAAACUUCCGCAAGCCAAUGACCUCGAACCUCUUGAAGCACGUUUUCCAACAAUGGACAAAGUCUCACUUGAUUUUGUUCGACGAACGAUUGUUGAUGAACCGCUCGACCGCUGGACGUGUGUUGAGCUACUUAAACAUCCAUUUUUCGGGAGUUCACAUGAAACGUUUGAGAGAGAGCUACAAGAAGCAAUUGCACGCGAUCUCAGUGACACAGCGGCAGUGAGAAAGAAGCGAGCACGUCAACCAUCACGUGGAAAAAACGUUGCUGGUUCCGUGCUGCUUGUGUCACCUAAUUCAACUGGCUCAAUGGAUAAGACAGUAAACGUUGGAUUGAGCAAUUCUAUUGAAAAGUACGUUGAAUCUAGGAAAGAGGAGACAAAAUUGACGAUUGGAAGCAAAGGUCAGGUAGUGCCAUCAAUGACUCCGCUAAGUCUCGAAAAUGAUGCGUUUCAUUUGCCAGCUCUACAAGGCAUGAUAAACAUGUCAUAUAAUACAAAUUCCACAGCAAGCAGUACAUCGACAGCACUUCAUGUUGCGACAUCAAGUUGUGGAUCUACGGGUCAUAUUAGUCCACUAUUACAUCGAAAUAAGAAGCUAUUUGUACCUCCUUCGAUUCUUGAGACUAAAACCUUCGGAUCAUCAGUACGAACUAAGCCUUUGACAUACAUCACUUCACACGAAAAAGAUCGAAGCGCAGUAGUCACUUAUGGUGGUCAUCUUGCAGAAGCUGGUGAUAUUGCUAUUUAUCCGUAUACGAGUACGUCGCCGAGUACUUUGUCGAACUCCAAAAGUUCGCACGGAAGUCGACAAAAUUUGUUUAAACCAGGAAGUGACAAGACUGGUAGCGUCCAUAGUGUGGGCCUUACUCAAACAAUACCAAAAGACUUGCACUCAUCGAAGAAAGUGGCAAAAAAGUUGAAUCAUUCUUUUGGACAUGACACAGGAUGGAAUGGCUUGAGAAAAGGAUCGUGUACCAACAGCAGGGAUAAGUUGAUGCCGAGGGCUACACCACCCCAAUUAAGGCUACACGUACCACCUCGAACGUCUCCACUUCAAGCCACAACAAUACAGAAAGAAAUCCAGCGAUUGCUCGAGAGAGGAACUAGCAAUGACGCCAUACUGGACGAUAGUGAUAGUGAUGAUGAUGAAUUGUUAUCCAAGCACAAACAUGCCAGGAAAGCAGUGAACAAACGGCCAAGAAUACCAAUCGCUGAAAAGAACUCGAUUCUAUCGUUUCUACCGCCACCUAAGCACGAAGUGUCAGUCAAUUCUUGUGACUCUAUAUUGAUAAAAAAGAAGGAUGAAGGAAAGUCAGAAAAGACUAAAGAAGCUGAAACAAAUCACGAGUCAGUAGACGAGAAUGCGAGCCAUGCUGCAGCUUGGCAACAGAGUUAUCUCCAACAACAACAGUAUGAUACUAGCACUGGUGCUACGUCCCUCGACUACAAUUGCGUAGCACAAGGAGAAGAAGAUGUUCCAGGAGAUAGCUCAAAACGCAAGAGAACUCGAGAACGUGAAAUUGAAAGAGCUUUACAACAGGGUCACUUUGAGAUCUUGGCAGACCAGAUAACAGAAGUCCGAGGUCCAAUUCCCAAUGCAUGGCAACCACCGGAUGGAAUGGAUGGAACCAGAAGUGAAGAGGUGAAGGUCAACGCAAGUUUUUGGAAUGCUAAAGUCGGUGCAAACGUCUCAUCGAUUAAACCCACUCGAAUGCAAAGACAAAAACAUCAAUUGAAUCAAUUAGCAUUUGAUGCUAAGGUACGUGAUUUUGAAUUGCUGGAAAAACGCGGUGCAGCUCUUAAAACAAAGAGAGAAACAUACGCAAAGUAUGGAUGGUAA
Molecule: messenger RNA, 2553 nt
Organism: Plasmopara halstedii
Lineage: Eukaryota; Oomycota; Peronosporomycetes; Peronosporales; Peronosporaceae
Product: cmgc cdkl protein kinase
Exons: 3
Coding region: 1-2553 (850 amino acids)
Biological process (GO): protein phosphorylation
Cellular component (GO): nucleus
Molecular function (GO): ATP binding; cyclin-dependent protein serine/threonine kinase activity
Source: RefSeq, a predicted model, not a curated record